Molecule: messenger RNA, 992 nt
Organism: Polypterus senegalus (gray bichir)
Lineage: Eukaryota; Metazoa; Chordata; Cladistia; Polypteriformes; Polypteridae
Product: ETS translocation variant 3-like protein
Exons: 6
Coding region: 75-992 (305 amino acids)
Biological process (GO): regulation of transcription by RNA polymerase II; cell differentiation
Cellular component (GO): nucleus
Molecular function (GO): sequence-specific DNA binding; DNA-binding transcription factor activity, RNA polymerase II-specific
Source: RefSeq, a predicted model, not a curated record
CGUUUAUCUGCUUCACUCCUUCACUCUUCAAAGGUGAAUAGACUUUAUCCACUGACAGAUCAUUUAAACAAGACAUGCAGUGCAGCUGUGCAGCUGACCCGGGCACCCAAGUUGGCACUCCAUACUGGAUGAGAGGCGUUGUGUUCCCUGAAUGGGCCUAUAAACCUGAAUGGACCCCUGGCUCCAGGCAGAUCCAGCUUUGGCAUUUCAUCCUUGAGCUCCUGUCACGAGAAGAUCUGAACUCCUCUGUGAUCAGCUGGCAGGGCGACUGGGGUGAAUUUGUCAUUCGUGAUCCCGAGGAGGUGGCUCGACUUUGGGGCGCUCGCAAGGGGAAGCCGCACAUGAAUUACGACAAGCUGAGUCGGGCACUCAGGUACUACUACAACAAACGCAUCCUCCACAAGACCAAAGGCAAGCGCUUCACCUACAAGUUCAACUUCACCAAACUCAUCCUGGUCAAUUACCCCAACCGGUGCACCCGACUUCCACCCCGACUCACGGGAGGCAACGCCUGCCAGCCGGACCCUACCACACAAAACCAGCUGAUACAGAACUUGCUUUCAUCCCAAACGGUCUUCGUUGAUCAGAGAGCAGGGCAGCCUCCUCAUGAAAUGACGUCUUCGCUUUUGGACGCGACACCAAAGGGCGCAGCCUUCCAUUGCCGCGCUCAGCCUUAUCUCUUCGGCCCAUGCUGUCUGCCCACGCCACGGCCUUUCACCCCGAUGCCAUCGGGAGUCGUCGGUCACAUCCCGUACCUCUCAGUUCCUCCUCUUUCUGGACUGAACCUGCCCGAUUUCUCCUGCUACCCCUUGGUCGCCAGCGGCUUGUGUGGCAGUCCGCCGGCUUUCGGCUCUUGGAGGGUCAAGUUUGACUCGGGACACGCUGGAGAAAACUCGAGAGUCACUAAGCUGAAAACGGAGGCGGACCCCGAAAUGGAUGCGGCGGCGAUCAGGGGGUCCGUCUGGAGACCCGCAUUCUCCGCAAAUGCCUGA